AUGGGUUCUUUAGAGAGAUUAGAUUCACUGCACCUGCGUAACAAUAGUCUCUUUGGAGGAAUACCACCAUCUCUACAAAAUUGUUCAGCAUUAACAGUUCUCGAACUUGGUCUAAAUGAGUUCAGUGGAGGCAUACCAAGGUGGAUGGGAAUAAAUCUUUCAGAUUUAUUGUUUCUUGGUCUUCGUUCAAACAAAUUAAAUGGUCAUAUUCCAUUUGAGUUAUGUGGCCUUACUAAGCUUCAAAUCUUGGAUCUUGCUGAUAACAGUUUAUCUGGAACCAUACCAAAGUGUUUUAGCAAUUUCAAAGCCAUGGCUACCAAACAUGAAUCAGGUAAACACAUCUUUUAUUCUAUCUAUUAUGGUGCAUUCCUGGAGAAUGCAUUUGUGGUGACAAAAGGAAGAGAGAUGCAAUAUAAUACUAUUCUGGCACUUGCAACUAACUUGGAUCUUUCAGCCAACAACUUAACAGGAGUGAUACCGCCACAAAUUACAACUCUAAAAGGAUUACGAUCAUUAAACCUGUCAGGAAAUCAUUUGACAGGAAGAAUUCCAAAUAGCAUUGGUUAUAUGCUGUGGUUGGAAUCUCUUGAUUUAUCAAGAAAUCAACUUUCUGGUGUAAUUGCUUCGAGCAUGUCAAGUUUAACUUACUUAAGUUACUUGAACUUGUCUUAUAACCACUUAUCAGGAAAAAUUCCAUCCAGCACCCAACUUCAAAGCUUUGAUGCUUCUAGCUUCAUCGGCAAUGAACUCUGUGGACCUCCAAUUUCCAAGAACUGUGAAAAGGACCAGAAAAUACCUGCUCCUUCACAUGGAGGACAGAAAGCAGAUGGUGGAGAUGAAGUUAGCCGCUGGUUUCAUUUGGGCAUUGUGACAGGUUUUGCAGUAGGAUUCUUUGGUGUCAUUGCUCCAUUACUCUUCUCCACAACCUGGAGGGAUGCUUGUUUUGGGUUUUUUGGUAAUGUGUGGUACAAGAUUCUCUACAGAUACAGAUUGCUUUGA
Ziziphus jujuba (common jujube) is the source of this 999-nucleotide messenger RNA. RefSeq names its product receptor-like protein EIX2. Bases 1 to 999 code for a protein of 332 amino acids. Lineage: Eukaryota; Viridiplantae; Streptophyta; Magnoliopsida; Rosales; Rhamnaceae. The record is from RefSeq and is a predicted model, not a curated record. The transcript has a single exon. Gene Ontology annotation, molecular function: protein binding.